Nerophis lumbriciformis (worm pipefish) is the source of this 696-nucleotide messenger RNA. The record is from RefSeq and is a predicted model, not a curated record. NCBI's taxonomy places the organism in Eukaryota, Metazoa, Chordata, Actinopteri, Syngnathiformes, Syngnathidae.
AUGGACUGCGUGGAUUUUCCGAAAGUUUUUCCGAAUUCCCCGAGGAAAGCUCAGGGGCAAAUACAGGUCAUAUUUGGACCGAUGUUUUCAGGCAAAAGCACUGAAUUGAUGCGACGCGUGCGUCGUUUCGUGGUUGCCCAGUACAGGUGUUUGGUGAUCAAAUAUGCCAAGGAUACGCGCUACUCAGACUUAGGCAUGGCUACGCAUGAUAAAAACACAAUGGAAGCUAUACCAGCAAACUCGCUUAGAGAUGUGCGGUCGCUGGCACUGCAAGCCUGUGUCAUUGGAAUUGAUGAAGGGCAAUUUUUCCCGGACACAGUUGAGUUUUGUGAGGAAAUGGCCAAUUUGGGCAAGAUUGUGAUUGUUGCUGCCUUGGAUGGAACCUUCCAGAGAAUGCCAUUUGGAAACAUUUUGAACCUUGUCCCUCUGGCUGAAAGCGUGGUGAAGCUUCACGCCGUCUGCAUGCAGUGUUAUAAAGAAGCGGCCUACACAAAGAGGAUUGGAGCAGAGAAGGAGGUGGAAGUGAUCGGCGGAGCUGACAAGUACCAAGCAGUUUGUCGAAAGUGUUAUGGAAAUCUGAUGGCGGUCAAAGAAAACCGACCUCCCCUCAGGGAUGAAACGCCUCAACAUGUACCUAACGAGAAACUUAUGGACUCUGGAAUUCCCAGAAAGCUUUUCUCUGCCCUCCACUUCUGA